Messenger RNA from Stereum hirsutum FP-91666 SS1, 3789 nucleotides. Its product is annotated as Dbl-like domain-containing protein. Bases 1 to 3789 code for a protein of 1262 amino acids. The record is from RefSeq and is a predicted model, not a curated record. Lineage: Eukaryota; Fungi; Basidiomycota; Agaricomycetes; Russulales; Stereaceae. Gene Ontology annotation, molecular function: guanyl-nucleotide exchange factor activity. The transcript is spliced from 19 exons.
AUGGCCGCCAUCAAGAGUCAAGAGGCGUUGGAGGAUGCGGAGCAAUAUGAUUAUACUGAGGAAGGAUAUGAAGACGAAUACGAGACAGACGACGGUUUGGAUUCGUUUGUAAACUUUGCGCUUUUGAGCAAUAUCGCUGUCUGGCUGAGGGACAAGGUGCCGAGGGGAACGCAUGUCAAGGGUAGUAUUCCAUAUCCACGAGCUUUCACUGGGAAAGAUAUUGUGUCCGCACUUCGGUCGCAAAUCCAUCACGAGCUCCUCAUCAAUCAAGGGGUUGCCACAGGAGACCGACAUAUCGCUCUACAAGUCGCUCGAAGCCUGCAGCAACAACUCUUCUUCUAUGAAGUCGAAUGGGGCGGCCGUGUUUUGCAAGAUGGCGUCGAGGAUGUCUACAUGUUCCUCGACGAUCAGGAGGGAGGGGCAGAGGCCGUGCCGGAGCGGGAGGAGCUACCGACGAGCGUCAUCACUGUUCUUACUAGGUGUUACUCUCCGAGCUGUCAAGAUGGUGCACCAUGCUACUCAUUCGCGUGCCCUCGCAGGCCAAGGAAUGCUCACCACGAGGGCAACAUUUCUGACACAAUCAAUACACUGCAGGAUGGAGAAUGGCCAAACGGCAUUGAUCCCGAUGUUCUCAAAUCUUUACCUGAAAGCGAAAUCAAUCGCCAAUCGAUCAUCCACAAGCUCAUCAGCAAGGAAGCCCAGUUCAUUCGCGACAUCGAUCUGAUCGAAAGCAUCUACAUCAAGCCUCUCCGACAAGCCUCUCCUCCUAUCAUUACGUACCAAGAGCUGGACGGAUUCUUGGAGGACGUCUUUGGGAAUCUUCUCGACGUCCGGGAAUCUAACCGCCGGCUUUUGGAGAUCUUGAACGUCAGGCAACGCGAGCAGCCGCUUGUCAUCCAACGCAUUGGUGAUAUAUUACUUGAUGCGGCAACGGAGUUCAGACUAGUCUAUCCAGAUUAUAUUGGGAAGCUGCCCGUAGCGGAAAAGAGGCUGAAGGAUGAGUCUGAGGUGAACUCCGAGUUGAGGUUGUUCCUCGAGCAAAACCAACGUCACCCCGAAGCUCGUCGCAUGGAUUUGAAGGUACUCCUCAACCGGCCGUCAGAACAUGUCCAAAAAUACGAAUUUCUCCUUGAAGCGAUUAGCAAGGAGACGGCGCCAGAAAAUCCGGACAUCGACUACUUGCAAGAAGCUGUCCAGGCAUUCAAGAGCUUGCAGGUUGUGUGCCACCUCCAGACGUUCCAAAAUGCAAUGGGUCGGGGUCCGACGGGGAAGUAUGAGUGGCAUAAUCUUGUUUCAGACGAAGUUAGGGAAGGCAUCGUGAAGCAAGAGCAGAAGCGACAGUCGAUUCUCUUCGAAUUGAUCAAGGGCGAGAUGCAGUAUGUUCGGGACCUCGAGAACAUCGACGUCAUCUACGUUCAACCUUUGCGUGAAGCAGAGCCGCCCAUUAUCCCAAGAGACCGACUCGGAGCGUUCAUUGCUGAAGCUUUCCACAAUUUCGGGGAGCUCCACGCGCAUCAUCGACGUCUUUUGGAUCGUCUACACGAGAUUCAACGAGAGGAGCAUCCAGUCAUCAACAGCGUCACUGCAGCUAUUUUUGAUGCCGCGCUUAACUGGAGAGAGGCGUAUAUGGAAUAUGUCACGAACUACCCAAUUGCAGAAUACCGGAUCGUGGACGAAAUGAACAACAAUCCAACCUUCAAAGCGUUUGUCGAGCAAUGUACGCGCCAUCCAGACUCAAACCGACUCGACAUGAAGUCAUUUGUCAACCGUCCUAUCCCUCGUCUGGCUCGUUACGAGCUUCUGCUCAAAGGUAUCAUGGAGAGUAGUCCGGAGGGCCACGAAGAUCGCGACAGUAUCCCCCAGGUCAUCGAAGUCAUCAAGUCUUUGCUCAAGGAGACGCAGCCGGGUGUGACGUCUGCCAACCAGAAAGUCGAGCUGUGGCGCUACAAUGCGAACUUGGUCUUCAAGCCUGGUGAAUUCGUGGACAUGGAUCUCUUAGCAGAGAAUAGGUCGUUGAUCUAUACCGGAAAACUCCUUCGGCAGCCCGAUACAGGCUUUGAAUGGAGUGGCUGGAGUGAACUCUUCGUUCUUCUUUUCGACAACUACUUGGUCUUGACGAAGUCCAAGGACAAAGAUGGAGUAACAAAGUACCAUGUUCAUCGCAGGCCUAUACCCCUCGACCUUCUGACAUUGGCCAAUUUCACCGAUCCACCAACGCAACGCGGCGCUGGGCUUCUCCGAGGUUUGCGUGGUGGCGGAGGCGGUGGUCACGGCGAUUCGCCUGGUGGUCCUAUGCCUACUGGUAUGUCAGCCACAUCUCCCGAGGCGGCGCAAGACUCGCGGGUGGUUUAUCCCUGUACGCUCCAUCACAAUGCUCGGGCGGGAGGAUUAUACACCGUAUACGCGGAGUCCUCGCAGAUGCGGGCUGAGUGGAAGGAGAAACUUGAAGAGGCAAUCGGUCUACGAAAGGUCGUACAGGAGUCCAACAAGGUCUUUGAGGUGGAAACCCUCAGUGCAGAUACAUUCCUCGUACCGUCCGUGCUUGCGGCCCCAGCGAAUAACUCGUGGAACAACGAGAACUCCUUCACCGGAAAGGUUACAUGUUCCGUCCCCUUCACUACUGCUGAUGGUCGUGCACUCGUUGCUGUGGGUUGCGCCGAGGGUGUCUGGAUCGGUUUCCGGCACGAUUCAAGAUCCAUGCGUCGAGUGCUCCACCUCAAGAUGGUGUCCCAGUGUGCUAUGCUUGAGGACUUCGGUAUAUUCCUUGUCCUGGCCGACAAGUCUCUCUUUGCCUAUCACAUCGAAGCAUUGGUUCCGUCUUCACCACAAAGCGCGAGUACCACGCAGACGCCACAGAAGCUCAACGGUACCAAGGAUGUCCAUUUCUUUAGUGUCGGUAAUCUGCAUGGCCGCACGCUGGUUAUAUACAUGAAGAAGAAGAACACCGACAGCGUGUUCCGUGUUCUUGAACCCGUCGUAGGGAAGAUUCAGGAGAAGACCAAAGCCCCCGCUUCGUUAGGAUCUCGUCUCGGUUUCCGGCAGCAGCGCUCUGAAUGGUUCAGAAUCUAUCGGGACUUUUUCUUGCCAGCUGAAUCAUACGACCUCAUCUUCUUGAAAGCAAGAAUUGCCAUCCUCUGUACCAAGGGUUUCGAAAUCAUGGACCUUGCCGAUUUCAAGAGUGUCACGAUCCCUCAGCGCGACGAUCCUAGGCAUGAGAAGCUUGCAAAGCGCUGCGAGUCGUGUCGGCCGAUGGGGAUGUUCCGUUCCAAUGAAAACGAAUUCCUGCUAUGUUACGACGAGUUCGGCCUUUACGUCAAUCGUCACGGAGACCCAAGUCGUACGAAGAAUACUGUCGAAUGGGAAGGUACUGCAGAACGUGUGGCGUGGCACCCGCCAUACGUGCUCCUCUUCGAUAGUCGUUUCAUCGAGGUUCGUCACGUCGAGACUGGUCGUUUGUGUCAGAUCAUCCCCGGCAACGACAUUCGCUGUAUAUGGGACGGUCGUGGGACUUCGACACCAACGCCGUUGGUGCCAGGUCCUGGCGGGACGUGGCAAGAGGGGUCAUCGCAGGAGUCGCGAGUGCACGGUGUCAUGCGAGCAGCAGACUCAUCGCGACCUGGUCAAGCAACGGGGAAUACCCGUGCUAUUGCUCAGCAUGUCUUUGAGCUGAUACCUACUAUUCCACUAUACCUUCCCGAGAGAUUAGCAUCGCCCACGCAACAGACCAUCUUCGCUCAUGGUUCGCCUCCUCAUUCUCCUCGAUUGAGCCCCAAUAAUUCGUAUAGAUAA